AGUCGAUUAUAGAAUCGAUUUUAUUUCCAGAUAUACAAACAAUAACAAAGAUUCUUGCUGCGUACUAUUUGUUUUUAUACGUGUCAAAUGCUUUGUCUAAUUGCGAGUUAACAACGCUAAAAAACGGCACAUGCGCACACCCAGCGACGGACAUUCCAGUGCACAAAGGAAAACCCACCACCAGCCAAGACAGCGGAAACAGGCGGAGUGGGAAAGCUGCGCUUUUCCAGGGAGAAAGCGAAGCUAGAGAGAGGACGCCCGAAGCCCAACGCCAUAGCAGCAGGCAGCUCGCUAUUUGAGCCAACGACAUUCCGCUGCUCCGUCAGUUUUCAGAGGACCUUCGAAGUGGGCAGCCGAGAAUCCAACGUCUCCUUGAACGCAAAGAAAAUCCACAGUUUUGGCAGGGAAAAAAGCUCAAGUGCGUGAAAAGCGAGUCUCAAAAAGUUAAAUGCGAGAAUUUACAUAACGCCGAGCGUUGAAAGUGAAACUUCUGUGGUGCGAAACACUGAACGAAAAUCAGCAAACCCAUUACAAAAUACAUUCUGCCCAGUGUGUAAUAAAGUUGGCGCAAGGAGCGGGAGAGCAUCUGCCAGGCAAUAGAGAGCGAGAGACCGAGCGACGAGAGAGCCGAACGUGCGCACGUUUUCUGGUUGGGAGCCACCUCUCACACACUCAAGCCAACACACAACCAGCGAGCAGGCUAAUCCUUGGCAGCGGGAGCAGCACCAGCACCAGUAACCAGUAGCGAACAUGUUUUCGGGCCUAACAAAUCAAUUUACGUCGCUGGUGGGCGCCGUGAAGGGCGGCGCUGGCGACGAGGACGUGCCCGCGCCCACAGGAGAGGCGGCCGCAGCCGCACCAGCAGCCGCCUCCACAUCUUCGGAGGCGGUGGCCGCCGCUGUUGAUCCGGAGGCAGCAGCAGCCGCCGGCGGCGAGGGACUCGAGGGCGAGGAAGCUGGCAAAAGCCUUCCCAAGUCCACAUCCAUGGUUGAUUCAUUUGUCACAGAAGCCACCGGAUGGCUGGGCAGCGCCAAGGGUUGGUUGGGCAACGCCUCGAUACCGUCGAUGCCAGCCAUGCCGUCGAUGCCAUCGAUGCCAGCCAUGCCAGCGAUGCCGUCGAUACCAUCAAUUCCGGGACUUCGCAAAACGGGAGGAGCCGACGGAGCCGAGGGCGCCGAGGGAGCUGCCGCCGGAGAGGGCGGCGCCGCUGCCAGCGGAGCCGUGAGUGGUGGCGAGGAUGACGACAAGUCGAGGUAUAUUAGUGCUACAGAAGGCGCCGACUCGCAUCCUGCAUCCGGCGGUGGCACGCCCACCGGCGACGAGGGUCAAAUCGGACAGGGUAAGGGCGAUGAAGUCAAAAUUACCACGAAAGUAACACAGCAGGCCAAACACUUUGGAUCCUUCUUGUCAUCGGCCAUCAGCAAGGCUGGCAGCAAAAUCAAGGAAACAGUCAAGGAUAAUACCAUUCUCGACUCAUUCAACAAGGAGCAGGAGGCCUUUAUCAAGGGACAGGGUGGUGUUGGCAAUGGGGCAGCCCCCUGGAUUGGACACGCCAACGAGGCCAAGAUUAAGGAGGAGAUCCUGGGCCUGUCGCAGGAUCGCCGCAACUUUGUGCGCGCCCCGCCCGCCGGCGUGGACUUUGAGUUUAGCUAUGACACCGCCUACCCCACGGCCAUAGCCAUUAUGGCCGAGGACAAGGCGCUCGAGACGAUGCGAUUCGAGCUGGUGCCCAAGAUCAUCACUGAGGAGAACUUCUGGCGGAAUUACUUCUACCGCGUCUCACUGAUCAUCCAGGCCGCCGAGCUGGGCACUCUGGGCGCCGAUGGCGUGGGCCAGGCCUCCAGCGGUGAAGAUGCCAAAAAAGCGGUCAUUAAUGACGAAAGCAAAACCAAGACUGCCGAACCAGCCAAGAGCGAUUCUAGCCUGAUUAAACCCAUUGCCGAGCAGCCAAAGGCCAUCGUUGAGUCCCAGGAGGCCCAAGAGCAGCCUCAGCCCAAGGCUCGUGCCGCCGGCAAUGAGUUGGAUCAGAAAAUCUCCGAAUCGGAGUUCGUUUCGGAUGACUUUCAGACCACCAGCGAAUCGGACUUGGCUGAGAUCCAAGCCGGCAUGCGUAAGCUGGGCAUUGACAGUAUGACCCAACAGGCCUUGGCCACGACUGACGAGGAACAAUGGGAAAAGGAUCUGGAAGCUGAACUCAAAGACUACGAGGUGGUGGACGAGGGCGGCACUGGCGGCGGCGGCGGCGGAGGACGUAGGAAAGGAAGAAAGGCCACACAGGAGGAGGACACCCAGGCGGAGGAGGAGGAUGAACCGACAAUAUCAAACUUGCGCACACGCUCGACUAACAACGAUUGGGAGGAGUACGCCGAUUUAAUUGAGGAUACCGAUGAUUUAAAGUAAUUAAGAGCUUAUAUCGUAGUUUCUUCUAAGUUGGCUCUAAGUUUAUAACUAUCUUUACUUUAUCUUUCUUUCCAUUCCUUUCUACCCUUGUUUCCUCCUUGAUUGAUUACCCAAAAAAAAAUAUAUUGUUAACCCAAACCAAUCUAAAAAAAAUACUUUCGAAACCACAGAACUUUGAAGUGCCUAAAGCGCACCAUGUUGGGCUAUCCAUGAGACGAGGCCGUCCCAGCGCUCUUCUAGUGCCGGCGGUGGUCCACAGCCCCAGGGGCCUGCCUUGUGGUGGCCUAUUGGAAAAGUUGGUUGAGAAUGUACCUAACACCCACUCCAUUAUUGGCCCCCCCAGAGCAAAGCGUUCUAUUCAGUUUCCUUCUGACAUGAUAUAAGACACUAAAA
Molecule: messenger RNA, 2793 nt
Organism: Drosophila kikkawai
Lineage: Eukaryota; Metazoa; Arthropoda; Insecta; Diptera; Drosophilidae
Gene: Sap47
Product: Synapse-associated protein 47kD
Biological process (GO): TORC2 signaling; regulation of short-term neuronal synaptic plasticity
Cellular component (GO): synapse; nucleus; Golgi apparatus
Source: RefSeq, a predicted model, not a curated record